Pelobates fuscus (common spadefoot toad) is the source of this 1232-nucleotide messenger RNA. Its product is annotated as toxin 3FTx-Lei1-like. Bases 113 to 427 code for a protein of 104 amino acids. NCBI's taxonomy places the organism in Eukaryota, Metazoa, Chordata, Amphibia, Anura, Pelobatidae. The transcript is spliced from 3 exons. The record is from RefSeq and is a predicted model, not a curated record.
AGGUAGAUACCAGGUGGGAGUAGCCCCACCUGAAUUAUUGCUUCAUGCUAUUUAAUAGACAGAGCUCGGGUGACAGAGAGAGACAAACUGAGACAAGAAAAAGAGAGAGAGAAUGAAGCAUGUCACGAUUAUCCAACUUUUACUUCUUGUGAGCUUCCAGCUUGGUCAUUCUUUGAAAUGUUAUACAUGCACUGAAGAUAUUUGCACAGUAUCAACAUGUUAUUCCGGACAGGCCUGUGGGACAACAAUUAUGGGUAGUGCAACCAUGAAGUCAUGUCUCCCGAAUCAAGUCUGCGGUACUACAGUUGGGAGCAUAAGAAAUUACUGUUGUUCCACUGACUUCUGCAACUCCGCAGCCGGCUCUGCCGGGGUGUCCUUUGUCACGGUUGCGGUUUGUCUGGUGGUCCUGUGGGUGACUAAGCUGUGAUCUACAUAACGAAUAUCUCAAGCAGCUUCAUAAUGGAACAUCUGAUACACAAGAAACAAGAGUCUCAAAACUACAGGCCAAUUCCUAGUCAUUUAACUAUAUACAACUAUUUAUAUAGCUCCAACAUAUUCAGGAGGCCUGUACAAUAUGUAAACAAGACAAACAUUUAAUUUAACAAACAAAAUAUGUCUGACACGUGGGAACAUGCGACAAGCGAGCCAGUAGACUAUUUGUCCCAAUCUCGGAUACUUUGUGGUAUGACUCCAAUCACGGUUCGUUCCAGGGGGGAAUAAAAUAAAACCAGACCACAGAUUGCAAGCAGAGGUUAACCCUUUUGGGCGUCUCUGUUAAUUAAUUUGUAAUAAAACUCAUCUAACUAAAACCAGAAAUCAGUUUGGAAGAGUGAGCCCUGAGCAUUGAACAAAGACUUAUAUAUCUACUGAAUAUGCAGAAUUAAUGUAUAAUAUUUAUUAACCUAAUUGAUAAGGAUGGUAAUAAAAUUACAAGAUUUAACAUAACAAAUUAGAUAGGAUAAUUAGCUAAAUAACGGCUAAAACAGCCAUAACAAGGCCAGAACAUUCAUUAUCUGAAUCUUGACACAUAUUCUGAUUGACCAUAGCAUACUUGUUAGCAAAAUGGCAUUUACAUUGUUGGUUAGCAGUAGACAUGUGCAUUCGAAAUUGCUUAGACUGACAAAAUGACUGAAAAUUUUGAUUAGUCAGAAAAAGAAUACAAAGUCACCAAUGACAGAAUAGCUUGUUUUUACAUGUUUUACAAUGUUCUAUUUGUUGUUCAUGAAAAAACC